Myiozetetes cayanensis is the source of this 861-nucleotide messenger RNA. RefSeq names its product keratinocyte proline-rich protein-like. Lineage: Eukaryota; Metazoa; Chordata; Aves; Passeriformes; Tyrannidae. The record is from RefSeq and is a predicted model, not a curated record.
AUGUCCCUGAAUCAAACGCAAAUCAAGCAGGAGAUCACUCCCCCGGGGCUGAGCAAGAGCAUCCCGAAGCAGAGCCAAGAGCUCACCGACCCCGUCCCGUGCCCGCAGCAGCAUCCCGAGCUCCCGGAUCCAGCCCCGGCGGUGGGAACGUGCCCAGAAAAGGUGGUGCCCUUGCCAAGCCAGGAACCAGGCAAAGGAGAAGCCCCCGUGGCCGUGGUGCCCCAGUGCCCACCCCAGGAGCAGCAGCAGCAGCAGCAGCAGUGCAAGUUACCCCCAUCUCUCCUACCUGAGGCUCUUCCGUGCCCCGAAGAGAAACCGGCCUGCAAAGAGCUGCCCGUGCCCUGCCCUGACCCAUGCCCUCAGGAGAAGCAGGAGAUCAAGGAGAUCCCCGUGCCCUCCCAGUGCCCUCAGGAAAAGCAGGAAAUCAAGGAGAUCCCCACCCCCGUGCCCAUCCCUGUUUCGCGCCCCGACCCCGCCCCGUGUGCCCAAGAAAUGCAGCAGUGCCAGGAGACGCCCGUGCCCCUCCCUGUCCCGCUGCCUGACCCCACCCCGUGUCCCCAGGAGAUCAAAGAGACCCCCGUGCCCACCCCCGACCCCACCCCAUGUCCCCAGGAGAAGCAGGAGAUCAAAGAGACCCCGUGCCCACCCCCGCCCACCCCGUGUCCCCAGGAGAAGCAGGAGAUCAAGGAGCUCCCCGUGCCCACCCCGCGCCCUCAGGAGAAGCAGGAGUGCCAGGACGCCCCGGUGCCAGUGCCAGCUCCCUGCCCCGACCCGGAGCAGUGCUCCCUUCCCGAGAAAUUCCCUCCCGUGGAGCAGCAGCAGGUGAAACAGCCCAACCUGUGGCCUCCCGUGCAGAAGUAA